AUGGAGGCCGUGCUCUGCCUGAACCUCCGGGACUACCUCCUGGUGAUCCUGUGGGUGCGGGAGUUCCGCCAUGCACCAAACCUGACCUUCCUCCAGGACUUCAUGCUGGACGACCUCAAGGUGACUCUACUCAGCCUCCGAGAUGUGAUCGCCAACAGGAAGGUCACAACGGUCAGCAUCCUUUUUCGACUUCAUGUCCUUUUCCAGCCUGGAGGAGGUGCCGAACGAACUACACUGUUGAAGUGUUUGACGGAAGUGAAAACAUCCAACAACAUCCAGGACCUCUUGGUGACUACAAGGACCUGGCGACGAUGGCUCCAGCGAGCAGAAGAGCUUCGUUUGACCCUGCCUGACCCGUUGAUUCUCAUGCAGGUGUUGGGGCGCAUCAUGGACUCCCUGUCGAAAUUGGGAGGAAGUCAAGUGGCCUACCGGGUGUCUUCGGUGAGGCAAGAAUUGCUGGUGGAUCUGAGGCCCGAACUUCAGUCCAUCAAAGAUCUCAGUGAAUACUUGCAGGCGGAGAUGGAGGACCUGUCGCUUAUGAUUGAGCUCGAGGAUCGGGGGGAGGUGGCACUUUCUGAGGAGGACCGGCAGUGGUGGCAGAAGCAUUUUCCUGAACUACCACAUCCUGUUCUUCAACACAUGGCUGGACAAAGCCAAGAUCCAACUACAACGCCCUGGAACCGGAGAAUUCGGAGGGCACACCUCACUGGAAAGGGGGUCAUUGUACACCUAUUCAGUGGUCCUGAUGUGAAGAAGUGGAAUUGUGUUGGCGGAGGAGCAUACUCUUGGCUGUGCAUUGACACGGAGAUCAACUCCUCGUUGAACCUGCGCAACCCGGCCGUUUGGGGCUAUUUGUGGAAGCUGGCGUCUUUGGGACGCAUCGUUGCAAUUGUUGGAGGUCCUCCUUGCAGGACUGUGAGUCGCCUUCGAAACCGGUCACCACCAGGACCUCGUCGCCUUCGUGGUCGAGGAGAAGAUCGCUGGUGCCUCAAUGACCUCUCGGAGGAGGAACUUCGCCUGGUUCAUGGCGAUACAGCUUUGUGCAUGAAGCACAUGGGUCUAUGGAUCCGAGCUCAAGAAUGCCGCAGAACAUCGACGAAUGUUGGCAUGCUGUUGGAAUCACCGCGAGAUCCUGCUGAAUAUCUUGCUGGUGAAGAAGGUGGGCAAAGCGCUUCUUUCUGGUGCUUCCCGGAGCUGAUGGCUUGGGUUGGAACUGCUGGCCUUCGCUUGGUCACUUUCGAUCAAGGAAAGCUGGGCGAUGGUUGUGAUGACAGACCACUCCCGUCGAACCUCGGUGACCGCAUUCGCACUUCGAAGACCUGGGCAGCAUGGGCACCAGGCCUUGUGGGAGCGAUUCAAGAAGCUUUGAGGAGGUUGCUGGGCGUUUUGGAGGAGGAAAAGGGGGCUGGAGGUGGUCACCAUGUCUCCAAAAUGGACCUUGCAGCUUGGCAUCGACACAUCAAACAGGGUCACAUCCCCUUUCGUGCUGACUGCCGCAUUUGUGGGGAAGCUAUGGGCUGCGACAAACCACACAAGAGGCUUGGGGGGAGCGCCACGAAGUUCACUAUGUCAGCCGACCUUUGUGGACCGUUUCCUGAAGGGAAAGAUUUGGGCACAGGAGUCAUUUGCAAGUACGCACUGGUCUCAACUGUGGCCGUCCCCAUCAUCUCUGAGCUUCCAGGUGAGGUUACUGAGCCAUGCGACACCGCCAAGGAUGUGGAGCACACGGAGGAGAUUCCCUGCGAGCCAGAAGACCGUGACCUAGUCCCUGAAGAUGAAGUCCGGAGGCUCAAUGAAAUGGCUGAGAUUGAGAAGUCUCAAGAACCGCAAGGACAUCAAAAUGUCACUCUGGCUGAAGUGAUUCCUGAUCGCACGGUGGAGUCACUGGUCCGUCAGCUCUCUACGCCAUACCGAACUAUGCAACUCCUUGGUCCCUUCCCAUACAUGUCGCAUGGCUGGAUUGUCCGGGACAAGAAGGGCCAAUUGUUGCACGUGCGCACUGCACUUGAACCAUCGCCGGUAGCCGAUCAGGCGAUCAUGGAACUCCAAGAGGUGCCUGCCGUGAAGCAUCGCAUCGCUGGAAAACACCCACCUCCACUACCUGACCAUCCCUUGGCUGGCCGCGUGGGAGCGCUCUAUGAGGAGUCGGUUCCAGCUCUAGCAACUUGCAGAGCUGGGGGGGAGGACUCUUUGGAUUCUUUGGACUGGUCUUCAUCGUUGGAUGUUGGCAAGUCGCUUUCUGUCAGGCUUGAGCCACAGGGGGAGUUGGAGGAGGUGAAUGGUGGCCACAAACUACAUGAUAAAGUUGAACCUGGUGAUGAACUUUUGCACCGUGACCUUCAGGGGGAGGUCGAAGAUCCACUGCUGUGUGAUUGGCAGCAGGUGGAAAAGUGGCAUGAGCUUGAACAACAACGACACUGGGCGCUCAAACAGCUUUGGUGUCAAGGCCUUCGUGAAGUUGCAGUUGGUGAGAACUCCGGCAGUGUCCAUGGCAGCUGGCUUCAUGAAGUUGAACUACUCCUCAAGGGUGCUGAAGAUCAACUGUCGUUUCAGCACUCUGCAAUCGAGAACUUCAAGCUGUCGGCAUUGGCUCCAUCAAUGGGAACCCCAGAUGCUCCAGCAACAGUGCUUCAGACCUAUACGGUCUCACUACAGCAAGUUCGCAGGGAAUUGGAAAAAUGGAAACCUCCUCUGCGUGAUGAAUAUGGACAGCUGGUGUCCUCAACUCAGGCAAUCAAGCCUACUACAGAGGAAAAGUUGCGCCUGGAUCCAAGAUUUCCCACUAUGGAGCUGGCUCCAGCGAUGCUUGUUCCUACAGUCAAAAGUCCUCAUGGACGUCUUCGAGCUCGGGUGGUCAUUUGUGGAAACCAUCUCACCAAGGUCAAUGAAGAGAGCAACAACUCUGCAGGUGAGACACAGCCCAAGGACUCAAACCCGUUCUCGCUCUAUGCAGGUGGAGCAGAUGGAACUACGUUGCGCUGCUUGAUGAAAUGUGCGGCUGAAAACUCGUGGUCAGUCGGCACGGUGGACGUCAAAACAGCCUUCCUUCUUGCACCACGACCUGACGAACAAGAACGUCUGCUAGUCGCUCGUCCACCAAAGGUGUUAAUUGAAGCUGGAAUUUGCGACGCUGCGGAACUUUGGGAGAUCUCGCAUGCCGUCUACGGGCUGAACGAUGCUCCAGCAAAUUGGUCGCAGUACCGUGACCGUGAACUACCUCAACUGCGCUUCUCGGCAGGAGGUCAUGACUACCAACUGGUGUCCACACCGGAGCCAAACCUUUGGAAGCUGAUCAAAACCGACCCUGGUGCUCUUCCGCAGGAGGACAACUCUGAAGGCUUCCUCGCUGUGUACGUUGAUGACAUGCUUGUUGCUGCACCAGGUCCCUUGGCAAAGUCGGUGAUCGAUGGGAUUAGGGCUCAUUGGCGGUGUUCGGAACCAGAGUGGGCAACGGCAGAAAAGGCCAUCAAGUUUUGUGGCUUUGAGAUCAGCUGCAGCGACGAUGCGGUGAUCCUCAACCAGGCCUCAUACACUCGAGAUCUUUUAUCUCGCCAUGAAGGAAUCAAACCACGUCAAACGCCUCUUCCUUUGGGAGUUCAAGAUGAAGUUGAAGCUGAUGUGCAAAUCUCUCAAGUCCGACGAGCUCAAGCUUUGGUCGGAGAACUUCUUUGGUUGAGUGGCCGCACAAGACCAGAUCUUUGCUACGGUGUCUCCAUCAUGGGACGUUUGGUGACGAAGGCACCGACCAAGGUUCUGGAGUGGGGUGCUCACAUGUUGGGCUACUUGCAGCAUACAGUGGACUAUGAGCUUCGCUACACCAAGCAGGUGGUUGAGUCGUGCAUCGCUGUCCAAGUCAAGCUUGAUGGCUAUUCUGGGCGGCAUCAUUGGCAUGGCGGCAUGGAACCCUUCGCAGGAAAGUCACAAGGUCCACCUCCGGUUGAUGACACGCUGGAACCACCCCAACGAAGGGCGACUUUGGAUUCCGUGGCAGAGAACUCCACUGGCACUCCAUCGUCUGAACAGGUGGAAUUUCCGACGGCCAAUGUGACCUGGGUGAGAACUGAAGUGCAUUCGGUGAGGAGGACUUCAUCGUCAUCGUCCUCUGCACCUUCACAGACCUCUCCCAGCACAAGGUCCAGUGCGACUGGAUCUACGGCAGCGGCUCGGGGCUCAGACGCCAUUGAUGCUGGCGUGACCCUUGGCUACAUGGGGCGACUUGGCGGCUACCUCUCUCGCGGGGAGAACCUGCGAUCUGGGCCGGCGUCGAGCGCCACAGAAAGUGAAAGUGAAAGGGAAGAUUGGAGGAGGAAUUUAGAUGUGAGCUCAACCAGCUCAGUUCAGGGGCACGAAACGACACUACCUCCUGGACUUCCUCCUCUACACGAACACUUGGAUGAGGUUCCGCAAUGGAUGGGCAUUGUGAGCCAACUCCCAGUGAGGCCGCGUGGUGUGCCGGGUCAAAGUGACCAUUUGAGGGAUCCUGAUUCGGAUUCUGACGGCAGUUAUGAAGUUUGUGGUUGA
Durusdinium trenchii is the source of this 4521-nucleotide messenger RNA. NCBI's taxonomy places the organism in Eukaryota, Dinophyceae, Suessiales, Symbiodiniaceae. The record is from the annotation of a GenBank genome assembly.